GGUCCUUACAUAUGUGUAACGUUAACGGUGGAAGCGGGUGGAAGUCGCUGCUGAAGUCACAAAGCUAACGACACAGAAGUGGAAGAUGUUCGCGUGCACUUCUCUUUCUAUCAGCUCUGUUGCUUUUCGCAACUGUAGGACAUUGGUGCUGGUGCGAUAUGCCCAGACAGCAGCUGCCCCUGCCCCAGAGCCAAAAAUAAAGAAAUUCCAGAUUUACAGAUGGGACCCUGACACAUCUGGUGACAAGCCCCGCAUGCAAACCUAUGAGGUUAAUUUGAACACAUGUGGUCCAAUGGUUCUUGAUGCCCUCAUCAAAAUUAAAAAUGAAAUGGACCCGACACUCACCUUCAGACGCUCAUGUAGAGAGGGUAUCUGUGGCUCAUGUGCUAUGAAUAUCAAUGGGGGCAACACUUUAGCCUGUUUAAACAAAAUAGAUACAAAUACCAGCAAAGUGACAAAGAUUUACCCUCUGCCUCACAUGUAUGUUGUGAAAGAUCUUGUGCCUGAUAUGAGCAACUUUUAUGCACAGUACAAGUCCAUUGAGCCCUUUCUAAAGAAGAAGGACGAGUCAAAGCAGGGGAAAGAGCAGUACCUCCAGUCAAUCGAGGACCGUGAAAAGCUGGAUGGCCUGUAUGAAUGCAUUCUGUGUGCUUGCUGCAGCACCAGUUGUCCUAGUUACUGGUGGAAUGGAGACAAGUACCUUGGUCCAGCUGUGCUCAUGCAGGCGUAUAGGUGGAUGAUUGAUUCUCGGGAUGACUUCACCGAAGAGCGUCUGUCCAAAUUACAGGAUCCUUUCUCCCUCUACCGCUGUCACACAAUAAUGAAUUGUACAAAGACAUGUCCAAAGGGACUCAAUCCCGGAAAGGCCAUAGCAGAGAUUAAGAAAAUGAUGGCGACUUACCAAGAAAAGAGAUCGCCUGCAGUCUGACUCGCACAUUCUGGAAAUAUAAUACUUAAUGAUUUAAAUUAUUGUGUAAAUGUGUAAAUCCAGUAUGGAGUUAUGCUAAUAUGGGAUAUUUAGUUUUUACUUUGUUUGAUAGUGGAGACCUAUAGUUACUGUUGAUGUAAAACAAAUU
Pimephales promelas (fathead minnow) is the source of this 1076-nucleotide messenger RNA. RefSeq names its product succinate dehydrogenase [ubiquinone] iron-sulfur subunit, mitochondrial. Lineage: Eukaryota; Metazoa; Chordata; Actinopteri; Cypriniformes; Leuciscidae. Gene Ontology annotation, molecular function: 2 iron, 2 sulfur cluster binding; oxidoreductase activity; electron transfer activity. The record is from RefSeq and is a predicted model, not a curated record. Gene Ontology annotation, biological process: tricarboxylic acid cycle; respiratory electron transport chain; aerobic respiration. Gene Ontology annotation, cellular component: mitochondrial membrane.